UCAUGGAGCGAACAUGCAGCAUGAGGAGACAGACCAUGGCCAGACAGCACAAGGCUGAAGUCAUGAUUGCAGGAGAACAGCUCAGGUUGAGGCUCCAUGAUGGAAAACUGAUUAAGGACCGCAGGUAUCACCUCCGCACGUAUCCCAACUGCUUUGUGGCCCAGGAGCUCAUAGACUGGCUCGUCAGCCAUAAGGAAGCCAUGGAUCGAGUCACAGCUGUCAGUCUGAUGCAACACCUCAUGGACAACGACAUCAUUCAUCAUGUCUGUGAUAAGAGGCCGGUGUUCAAGGAUGCCAAACUCCUGUACCGUUUCCGAAAGGAUGAUGGCACAUUUCCUUUCAAUACCGAAGUUAAAAUCUUCAUGCGUGGACAGCAGCUGUAUGAACAUCUAAUAGCAGACAAAAACUCCAUCAUGAAGCUGAGAGAGGAACAUGGCGUUUCAUAUCAACGCUGCUUUCCUGGCUACCUGUUGAUUGACUGGCUUCUUCAAAACGGGGACGUGGAAAGUCGGUGUCAGGGUUUGGAGUUGUGCCGAGCACUGCUGGAGCAUGGCAUCAUUCAGCAUGUGACAAAGAAGCAUGACUUCUUUGAUAGCGGGCUACUCUAUCAGUUCUGCAUUAAUUUUCGUCGACGCCGGCGCCUUUCUGAGUUGCUAAAUGAAGGUAAACAAGAUAAUGAGGAGGGUGCAUCGACGUCUCAAGAGGACAGUCUGGACAGUCCAUUCAUUCUGCGAAGGAGUCCACCGUCGGAGCACACACCGUUCCAGUCAGUGUGGAAAAGUAAAGACCUGAAACAGGUCACCAGCCCACGUCGAAGCAGCUUGAAUGCCCUUCAGCUUCACAGUGCAGGUUUUCCUCCCUUUGGACAGCUGUCUGCUGCUUCUUUGGUGAUCGGGGACCCUCUUGGGUGGGGCUUUGUUGUCAGAGGUGCUGCUCCGUGCUAUGUGCAGGCUGUUGACCCUGGAAGCCCUGCAGCAGCAGCUGGAGUUAAGGUGCGGCAAUUUGUGUGUCAGGUGAAUGGAAAAACAGUUCUUUACCAGGAUUACAAGUCAGUCACCAGACUGGUGAUGACUGGACCUCGAGUUGUUGUUCUGGAAGUUAUGGAACCACUGGACUAAAAGCAACUGAUCUGUAUAAACAAAGAAUGUUGUUUUAAAAAAAAGAGAUAAAACUCUGAAUAUUUUGAAGUUAAUCCUGAUGUACAGUUAUUUUGGGAAAAAAGAUUGCAUGUAGCUAAAGCCAAUGUCAAAAAAAGAACAUUAUAUCCUGUUUUUGAAAAUGUUUACAUUAUUUUUCCAAGGUCUUUCUAAAGUAUUGAGACAUGGUUGGAUCCAAAUUCCAAAGGGAAAUUCUGAGAAACUAUACUCUACGUGAGCUACACAAGGUCAGAUGUGUGGGCUGAAAAUUGUAUCAAUAAAGACUAAAGUAAAACAACACACAGCGUUGUUAUUUUCCCUGGUACUUUUUGGAUUUUGGCACACAUACUGGAGCCACUCCACUAUAGGUAAAUGUAAUUGUGCAUCAGGUCCAAAAGAAUAGCUGAGGUAUAUAUGUUCUAUUUUAGAAUUUUUUACUUUUUAAUGUAUCCUUUUCAACGCCGUUUGCAACAAAAAGUGUUGAACUUUUGAAAUGUUUUCUUAUGAACUGAAGUCAGCACACAGUGUUGCAUGUUCAACCUGUCACUAGAUCAGCUUGAUUCUCUGCCUGUAGAGCAUAUAUUUGGAUCUUUGCUUUUGUUUUGAUAUGUUUAGCUCUGACUCUUGCCGUUUAGUGCUGAGAUAGUUGCUAUAAGCUGUAAUCACAGACUUCUGGUACACGAAAAGAUUUCCUGACUGCUUUCAUUAACAUGUGACACUAGCCAAAGUUUAUUAAAAUUAUGUUUACAGUAGGUUUGUAUUUUUACAAAUAUGCAAUUGGCAGUGAUUUUGCAUGAAUGCAAAAGAGGAAUGUGAGAAGAAUCAAAAUCAAAUCUUAGUCAGGUGGAAGGCACUUUCGUUGUCUUUUGUCAAAAAGCUAUAAGGGACAUCUGAUUCAGUUGACUGUUAGUCAAAACUUUGCAAGUUUGCAACACUGUUUAGAAAUAAAAACACAGAUGUGCACUGGAAUAUGAAAAUUUGGUUCAUAAAUUCAAAAGUCUUGUAUUCAUUCAUUUCUAGAACAGGCAUUUUCUGUAGCUUACUAAAGAUUUUUUUUCCUUGCAUCACUUUUUUCAAAGACAUACAGGAUAACAUUUAGAUUUGCACUAAUAAAGAGUUAUGGCUACAAAUAUAAUGUGACACAUGCAUAACAGCCCUAACCACAGGACAGACUUGUACAAUAUUGGAAAUCUCUUGGAAUAAAUUAAAAAAAAAAUCUAAAACAUGGGUGGCGCUCUUGCCUCACAGCAAAAAGGCCACGGUUCAAAUCCCGGCUGGGGGAUCUGAAAAACAUCAACUGGGACC
Oryzias melastigma (Indian medaka) is the source of this 2441-nucleotide messenger RNA. RefSeq names its product DEP domain-containing mTOR-interacting protein. The record is from RefSeq and is a predicted model, not a curated record. Gene Ontology annotation, biological process: intracellular signal transduction. Bases 3 to 1118 code for a protein of 371 amino acids. The transcript is spliced from 8 exons. Gene Ontology annotation, molecular function: protein binding. Lineage: Eukaryota; Metazoa; Chordata; Actinopteri; Beloniformes; Adrianichthyidae.